AUGCAUCUGCCGUCUGUGCUUCUUUCUGUGCUGUCGGCUACAGCUACACUCGCUUGUGACUCGUGCUAUGGACCUACAGACUACGACAUACACACCAGACAUGUACGCCGUCAGCAACCCGAAGCGCUCAAUGCCACUUCAGGCCCUCGAGGCCCUCUGGAAUGGGGUCAGAUAAACUUCCUUCACACCACCGAUACGCAUGGCUGGAUGGAAGGACAUCUCAAGGAACAGAAUUAUGGCGCCGACUGGGGGGAUUAUGUUUCCUUCACAAGACGCAUGAAGCAGAGAGCUGGCAGCUUGGGUGUCGACCUGUUGCUAGUCGAUUCAGGCGACCUGCACGAUGGCAGUGGUCUUGCUGACACAACCUCUCCAAAUGGUGUAAUUUCCAAUCGCAUCUUUGAAGAGGUGGACUACGAUGUCCUGGCCAUAGGCAAUCACGAGCUAUAUGUAACAGAUGUUGCCUACUUGCACUUCACACAAUUCGCGAGGAGGUAUGGAGAUCGUUAUGUCACCUCAAACGUCCAGAUUCGCAACAACGCAACGGGGGAAUUCGAAUACAUGGGAGUGCCCCAUCGGUACUUCACCACCCAACAAGGUCUGCGAAUCAUGGCAUUCAGCGUGCUUUAUGACUUUACCGGGAAUACAAACUUGACCAGGGUCAUCAGGGCUGCAGACUUGGUAAAGCAGCCUACAUUUCUGAAUGCUGUAAACACUACCGAUCCUGUGGACCUGUUUCUUGUUGUUGGACAUAACCCUGCUCGAGCCAAUGUGUCGAGUAGCACUUUUGGUCUGAUUCAGUCCACCAUCCGGAAGAUGAGGCCCAACACCCCAAUCCAGCUUUUCGGCGGCCAUAAUCACGUUCGUGACUUCGCUGUCUAUGAUAGCUCGUCGACUGCUCUUGGAAGUGGCCGAUACUGUGAAACUCUAGGGUGGGUGUCUAUGAGCGGCAUCAAUUCCACCACUUUCAGAGGCAACAUGAGACCUCGCGGGGUGCCGAACCCCAGUCGGAGAGCCGUUAGAAAUGCUACCGUAUCUGGAUCCGCCGCAACGCCCUCUGCCACGAACUCCAGCUCCAGCUUCUCCAGCUCCCUUGUUUACUCAAGAAGAUAUCUUGACUGGAACCGCCUGACAUUUGCCUACCACGCAGUUGGGUCGCAAGAUUCAACCUUCGACUACGGCAGUGGCCGGCGCGUUACCAACGAUAUCACGGCAGCCCGCAGAGAGCUAAACCUGACAGCUCUCUAUGGCUGCGCACCACAAACUUACUGCCAAAGCUGCAGACCUUUUGGCACCAAUGGCAGCGUCUACAGCCUCAUCUCGAUCGCGCUCGCAGCAACUGUCGUCAACGAAAGCCGUGCCGACAUUCCUCGACUAAUCAUCAUCAACACUGGUAGCAUCCGUUUCGAUCUUGUCCAAGGUCCCUUCACAUACGACGACUCCUUCAUCGUCUCUCCCUUCGUCAACCGCUUCCAAUUCCUCCCCAAUGUCCCCUAUUCUAUCGCGAGACAAGUCCUCGACGUGCUUAACGCUGGCCCUUAUCAAAAGAGGAAGCGUGACCCCACGUCUUCCAACCUCGGCUUCCUGAAAAGCUUCAACGGUGACGACGGCUGCGCAGACCCAACACUGUACGGCGCCUCAUCAAAGCUUCCAAGCCAUCACGAACACAAUCUGCGAUCUCGCUCCAUCACUCGCCGACAAGCUCCACCACCACUCGACGAGCUACCCCCCGGCUACGUUACAACUGACGACUUCGGCAGCGAUGGUGACGACACUCCUCACUCCCCCAUCCCCCGCUACCCCAUCCCCAACGAUGUUCAAGCCAAUGCUUCGUUCCCCACGGAUGGCUCUGAUCCUGAGAGCGUGGAUCUUAUCUUUCUGGAUUUCAUCGCUACACGUUUCGUGCUCCCGGCGGUGAACAGUGUGGGCGGCAACUACACGGCGAGUGAUAUACAGCUGUAUAUGCCCGCGGACUUUACCACGCAGGAUUAUUUGCCCGAGUAUGCACGCAGGUUUUGGAGUCAGGGACCGAGCUGUCCCGUGGGAGCAGGGGUGUCGUGA
Messenger RNA from Endocarpon pusillum Z07020, 2058 nucleotides. RefSeq lists its product as uncharacterized. The record is from RefSeq and is a predicted model, not a curated record. The coding region runs from base 1 to 2058 and encodes 685 amino acids. Gene Ontology annotation, molecular function: hydrolase activity. Lineage: Eukaryota; Fungi; Ascomycota; Eurotiomycetes; Verrucariales; Verrucariaceae. Gene Ontology annotation, biological process: nucleotide catabolic process. Gene Ontology annotation, cellular component: cytosol. The transcript is spliced from 2 exons.